AAACCCAGCCCCCAAAUCCUUAAACCCUUCUCGCCACUCUCCGUAAGGUUUUCUGCAGUAAACAAACCAGACGAAAAAAAUGGAGAUGGCUCAAGAAUCAUAUGAAUUGGAUGUGGGUAAUCUUAUGGCUUCAUACCCACAUCACAGCUUUGCAUCUACACCUUCUUCCAGGGAGGAGUUGGUGAAGGAGUGUCUACAGGAGGGGACCAAGUUAGUGCAAGCUAUUGCAGAUGCUCUCUUCAACUUACCUUCAACAGAAAGCCCUGAUGGUCCUCUAGUCCAGUUGCCUCAACCAACUACGAGAUUGCCUAGAGAGAAGCCUGUAAGACCUCAUUUCUAUUGGGAAGUGUUUGCCAAGAAGAAAGGUAUACAAAAACGUAAGAAAGACAAGGUGGUGUUUGAUGACCAAACUGGUUCAUGGAAGCGCAGACAUGGCUACGAUCGUGUAAAUGAUGACAAAGAUGUGCCAAUCAUUGAUGCCAAGGCAACUGAUGAGCCUGGUCAAGAUCCUUUUGCUAAGAGACAAGAAGAAAAGAAGAAAAGAGUAGAAAAACAAGAGAAAAACCGAUAUAGCAACUUGAAGGAAGCUGCAAAAGCUGGUGCCUUGCCAAGUCACAUACAGCUUGCUGCCACAGCACUGCCUAUAACAGGAUCACAAGCUGCAUCAAGGAAAAUUAGCAAGGAUGAACUCGGAAAUGUCGCUGGAAUGGCAGCAAAUGCAACAGCUAGUGGCGGAAAAUUUGACAAGAAGUUACCUGGUGAAAAGCCCCCAAAACAUGACAAGAAGUAUCGAAAGUUCCUGCCAGUUGCGGAAGGAUCAGGAAUGGGAUCCUUAGAGAGACAACAAACCGAAAAGGUCCUAAACAAAUUCAUGGCCAAGAACUCCCAUGAGAUACUCAAUGUGCAAAAGGCUGUUAACAUGUACAAUGUGAAAAAAGAUAAGAAAGGAAGAAGCCAAGGAGGGAAGUCAUCGUCAACUGAUAACAAAUUGAAGGCAAGGAAGUCACCUUACAAGAAAGCAUCAACAAAAGGGUCUUCAAAUAAAGGAAAAUCUAAGUGAAUUUCAUAUUCCAAAUUGUAGUAGUAUACAUGGUAGUCAACCCCUCUUCAUUUAUGUUUUGUUUGUUUAAUUUUGUGUUGCAAUGGAACUGUGAAAGAGAUUCUUGAAAAAGGAGACAAAUAGUAUUUUUCAUGUAUGGAGUAAAGUAAAAUACCCUUUAAUUGAUUU
Messenger RNA from Solanum stenotomum, 1228 nucleotides. RefSeq names its product ribosome biogenesis regulatory protein homolog. Gene Ontology annotation, cellular component: preribosome, large subunit precursor; nucleolus; nucleus. Gene Ontology annotation, molecular function: protein binding. Bases 80 to 1060 code for a protein of 326 amino acids. The record is from RefSeq and is a predicted model, not a curated record. Gene Ontology annotation, biological process: ribosomal large subunit export from nucleus; ribosomal large subunit biogenesis; endonucleolytic cleavage in ITS1 to separate SSU-rRNA from 5.8S rRNA and LSU-rRNA from tricistronic rRNA transcript (SSU-rRNA, 5.8S rRNA, LSU-rRNA). NCBI's taxonomy places the organism in Eukaryota, Viridiplantae, Streptophyta, Magnoliopsida, Solanales, Solanaceae. The transcript has 8 exons.